GCCAAAUCUGUAGCAGACAUAAACACAACACGAAGUUGUGAAGAGUUCAGUCACUGUCUGAAUAGCUGUCAUGGACCUCGGACCCUUUGAAUCAGACAACUCCGUCAGCUGCCGACUGGCCUCUCAGAUCCCUGAUAUCUGCCGGACUGAGGACUGCUGUUUGGGCAUUGACGAGGCAGGCAGGGGGCCUGUGCUGGGGCCCAUGGUGUAUGGAAUAUGUUUCUGUCCAGUUUCCAAAAAGGAGGAGCUGAAGAAUUUGAAAGUGGCAGAUUCAAAGACUCUAACAGAGGCAGAAAGAGAGAACCUUUUUGAGAAACUGGAUGAAGCCAGAAGUUAUGUUGGCUGGGCUCUGCAGAUUCUCUCACCAAACACCAUCUCUACCAGCAUGUUACAGAGGACAAAAUACAACCUGAACGCCCUGUCCCAUGAUACAGCAAUUGGCCUAGUACAGUAUGCUUUGGACAGUGGAGUACAGCUCAAAGAGGUAUUUGUGGAUACUGUUGGUCCAGCAGACAAGUAUGAGGACAAACUCUCGAAGCUGUUCCCGGGUAUUGAGGUGACUGUGAGGCCGAAGGCUGACUCCCUCUUCCCCAUCGUCAGUGCAGCCAGUAUCUGUGCGAAGGUGGCAAGAGAUCGGGUUGUAAAGGGCUGGAAUUUUGCUGAGGACCUAGGAGAGGUGGACACAGACUAUGGCUCAGGAUACCCCAAUGACCCCAAGACUAAAGCAUGGCUCCUGAAGUACCUGGACCCUGUGUUUGGUUACCCUCAGUUUGUUCGAUUUAGCUGGAGCACUGCCCAAACCCUGAUGGACAGCAAGGGUGUGACUGUCCACUGGGAUGAUGAUGAUGUGGAUGGGGAGAAGGCAGCACAGAGGCAGAACAACAAGUCCAUGUUGUCCUACUUCAGUGCAUCAGCUGGAGGUAAAGACCAAAACACGACCCACCAGACACACCGCUUCUUCAGCGAUCGGAGGCUGAAGAGCCUUGACACACUCUGAAGACAACUCAAUAGAGGACGUGCACACACGUUCAGGGAACAAUGAGAUUUUCAUAUACAGCCCAAACAGUUGAGUCUUCAGCACAGGUGUGGAUGGACUUUGAUGAAACUUUGCAGAAAUGUGAUGUUUGUAUCACUAGCAGAUCUAACGUUAUUUGUACUGUUUACAUCUGUUUUUUAUUUACACAUAAAAAGUAUGU
This is a messenger RNA of Chelmon rostratus (copperband butterflyfish), 1196 nucleotides long. It is a transcript of the gene rnaseh2a, whose product is annotated as ribonuclease H2, subunit A. NCBI's taxonomy places the organism in Eukaryota, Metazoa, Chordata, Actinopteri, Chaetodontiformes, Chaetodontidae. Gene Ontology annotation, biological process: DNA replication, removal of RNA primer; mismatch repair. The coding region runs from base 71 to 997 and encodes 308 amino acids. The transcript has 9 exons. Gene Ontology annotation, cellular component: ribonuclease H2 complex. Gene Ontology annotation, molecular function: RNA-DNA hybrid ribonuclease activity; RNA binding. The record is from RefSeq and is a predicted model, not a curated record.